Molecule: messenger RNA, 8785 nt
Organism: Microtus ochrogaster (prairie vole)
Lineage: Eukaryota; Metazoa; Chordata; Mammalia; Rodentia; Cricetidae
Gene: Pag1
Product: phosphoprotein membrane anchor with glycosphingolipid microdomains 1
Biological process (GO): intracellular signal transduction; negative regulation of T cell activation
Cellular component (GO): plasma membrane; membrane raft
Molecular function (GO): SH2 domain binding
Source: RefSeq, a predicted model, not a curated record
UGCCCGGCGUGCGGGCUCUGUGACUGCUCCUCCGGGGCGGACUGGCGCCUCGGCUGCACGUCGACGCCUCCCGUGCGGGGACUCCGUGGCGUCGCAUUCCCUCGGAGCGGGAGACACACACCUGGAGCUCGGAGCGCAGCUCUCUGGGGCUGGCGGCCGCUACGGCGCUUGCUCCGGUCUCCGGCGCAGUCCGGGUCUCCGCGGCCGCACGGUGCGCCCGGGAGAGUGCGCCGCCCCGGGCGCGGUAGAGCCGAGGCGACAAGGACCGGGCGGAUCCUGCGCCCCCUGCCACGGGCCACAGAGGGCCAGCCGGGCUGCGCGCGGCGGAGUUGCUGCGCUUCUUAGAGCGCCGAAGCCCCAGAAGACCCCUGCCUCCUGCGAGCCAAACAAACUGAGUCCUCCGAUUUCAACAGUGGAACAAACUUUGGCGCUGGGGAGAGGCCAAGGAAGGAGAGGGAAUCUCCCAUAACGACGUUUGAACGGAGCACAUUAUUAGAACGCAGAAAUACUUUUUUGGACAACUAUUUCUCCAAGGACGGUGAAGCCCUCUAGCCCCAUGUGACCGCCUGUGAAGAGCUGCCUUCCUCCGCUGGCCACCCGGCUCCACCAUGGGUCCUGCAGGAAGCACACUGAGCGCUGGGCCCCUGCAGAUGCAGAUGGUUCUCUGGGGAAGUCUGGCUGCCGUGGCCAUGUUCUUCCUCCUCACCUUCCUCAUCCUUCUGUGCUCCAGUUGUGACAGAGAGAAGAAGCCAAAGCAACACAGCGGGGACCAUGAGAAUCUGAUGAACGUGCCUUCUGACAAGGAGAUGUUCAGCCAUUCAGCGACCAGCCUGACAACAGAUGCCCUGGCCAGCAGUGAACAGAACGGGGUGCUCACCAAUGGCGACAUUCUUUCAGAAGACAGCACCUUGACCUGCAUGCAGCAUUAUGAGGAAGUUCAGACCUCGGCCUCCGAUCUUCUGGACUCCCAGGACAGCACAGGAAAGCCCAAGAGUCAUCAGAGCCGGGAGCUGCCAAGGAUCCCCCCAGAGAACGCCGUGGACGCCAUGCUCACAGCCAGGGUGGUGGAGGGGGACUCAGGGCCCGGCAUGGAGGGACCCUACGAGGUGCUCAAGGAUAGCUCCUCCCAGGAGAACAUGGUGGAGGACUGCCUAUAUGAAACUGUGAAGGAGAUCAAGGAGGUGGCAGACAAAGGCCAGGCUGGCAAGUCCAAAUCCACGUCCGCCUUGAAGGAGCUCCAGGGCGCCCCCGCAGAGGGCAAACCUGACUUUGCUGAGUAUGCCUCUGUGGACAGAAACAAGAAGUGCCGCCAGAGCGUCAACGCAGAGAGCAUUCUGGGAGCGUCCAGUGACCCAGAAGAGGAAGCCCCCCCACCUGUCCCGGUUAAACUUCUGGAUGAGAACGCAAACCUUCCAGAGAAGGGAGAGGCAGAGGCAGAAGAGCAAGCUCCGGAGGGGACCAGUGGACACAACAAGAGAUUUAGUUCCUUGUCAUACAAGUCUCGGGAAGAAGACCCGAAUCUUACAGAAGAGGAGAUCUCGGCCAUGUAUUCCUCAGUGAAUAAACUCGGACAGUCAGCACACAAACCCGGACCGGCUCCGAAAGGGCCAGAGUUGACCUGCCAGUCCAUGCAGGGACCCCCUCAGAGGUCAUCCUCUUCCUGUAAUGACCUCUAUGCCACUGUGAAAGACUUCGAGAAAUCUCCCAACAGCCUCUGCACACCUCCCCCAGCAAGGAGCCCCAGUGAGGAACCCGAGCCUGACUAUGAAGCCAUACACAAUCUAAACAGAGAGGAAGAAAAGGUCCCUCUGGAGACCAAUGGCCACCUCGUCCCCAAGGAGAAUGACUACGAGAGUAUUGGGGACUUGCAGCACUGCAGAGAUAUCACCAGGCUUUAGCAACCCAGAAGUCUCAGAGCCUGUGAUCAGGGCUCAUCCAGGACCACUCGGCUGUGGAAUGAUAAGACAUCAAUGUCAUGUUGCUUUAGUUAACCCAAGUCAAGCACAGGGUCACAGCUGUUCCCCAGUUUCUGAAGCAGUAAGGUAUGGACCCACCUGUCAGGGCAGGACCCCAUGCUCACAAGGAACCCCAGGUAGAUGUGACCUCCACAUCCCACAGAGGAAGGCAGGCUGGGAGGGGAAGCUCCACCUGCCAGUGCUGAAAUUCCAUCUGCCUGGGAUACCUGCCGCCCUGUGGAGCCAGGUUUCCUUCCUCGCUCUCCUCUGCCACCAGAGCUAAAUCAUCCUGCCUUCCACCGCUUAUGACCUGGCCACGUCUGUGGUUCAUCCCAAGGAGGGUCUCCCACAGGCUUGGCACCAUCUUCUGCUGGAUGCUAGGAUGGUAAGAACAGGCCGCUGGUCCCACCGGCUUCCCAGAUCUCCCUGUUUGUCCCUGGGCAUCUGGACGGUACAGGCUAUAGAGGUUGGGGGUGGGGUGUCCCUGGAGGCUCUGUGGUCUUUUCUCCUAAUUGUAACAGUGCACUUGCAAUCUUUCCACUGUAUUUGAGGUACUUUAGAUGCUUUUCCUAUUUUUCCUGUUCAAACCUUCCCCCACGGUGUUCGGAAACCUUGUCAGAGUUUCGGAACUCCCAGUGACAACCAUGGUACUUCUGACGUUGUUUAAGCCCAGCGCUCUUCCUUCCAAACAGAGCCUUAAUGUUUAUGUUGGGACCCAGACCGCAUGUGCGGACAGCAGCCAUGGUGUCUAUCCCCAAAGGGCUGCAAACAUGAAUUUGUAUUCCCAGUGAUCUCUGCUGCCCACAUGUGUGACUUUCCUGUCUUCGAUGGUAAUCUAAGAGUAAAGUGUAUACAUUUAUUUUGUUAUAUAAAUUUAUAAGAUGUUUUAUGUUCAUGCCUAAUUUCUAGAAAGUGCCAGAAAACAUAUAUUAACUAUUUUGAUUUUAUGUAUGAUGAUUUAUACUCUCAGUUUGAAAAGGCACCGUAAAGCACACAAGCUAGGUAAUUAUGAGCAGCUUCUAUUCUUUUCUCUAACAAGUGACAUAACAUUGAAGAUUUGUAAGGACUCGGCUUUCCAAAUGGUAUUGGGAGCUCCAGAUCCAGAACACCCAGACCACUGGUGACUCACAUGCAGUAAUGACCAUGUCGAAGUGACAGACACCACUGAGACUGUCAGUGUUAAAAAGAGAGCAAACUCUGGCUUCAGAAGUUUGAACUUGCCGAAGGGCUCAGACUCAUUAACAUCUGACAUCUCUAAGAACCUCGGUGGUGUCCACCCUGCGGUACUUGCCAGUGCAAAUUGCCUGUUAGACUUUUUUUUUCCUUCAUUUAACAAAAAUCAGUGGCUGAAGUAGCUCAGAUUACCAGUUCAGCCUGCUUUCAAUUCAAUCAUCUCUCUACAUCUUCCGAGGCCAACACUGGGAACUGCGUUCACUUUUCAGUCUUAGAGGAGCCUAGCCAAAGUGCAGGCAGGAAGCCUUGGCACUGAUACAGACAGGCCAUUCCUCGCUCCUGCUGUGACUUCUGACUCUAACCGCGUACUAACCAUGCUGUUCUCCCUCCUGUGAGACUCCCAGAGUGUGACUGGGAGGGUGAAGGGCGCAGCUGCGGCCUGUGUUCCCAUCCCCCUGUAUUCAUGAACUGUCCUUGUCGCUGCUGUGUGCCAGGCUUGUGGUGUCAGUCAGCCCAGUCCACCCAUGAAGAUGCCACACAGAUAAGCGGAACCACUGCCGAUCAGACGGUAACAAGCAGAGCACCUCCCCUGCCCCAGGAGCAGCAGAGGGCAAGGAUCUUCCGCAAACACGGACUUCCACCAUUGUAUCAAUGAGUUUGACCCAAGCGUCUUCCGGGUCCCAAGGGUCCCUCUAGUACAUGGUGCUACCCCAUGACACACGGCCCUCCCAGCCUGUGCUGGCCACACUGCCAAUCCUUCACAGGCAUCUUCCAGCUCAGAAGUUUGAUUGUGCUUUAUAAAAAGUCUUACUCAGCAGGGAAGCUGGUGUGGGCGCUGAAGUAUUUAACUCUUUCUUUAAAGACAAAUUGAUUAUAAACAAUCAUGUCAUCUUGAAAUCUUGUCGUCAGAAUGUCCCCCGAGUUUCCAGAUACCGUAUGCAACAUGGUUGUAAAAUCUGCACUGAAAUCGCGCUGCUGGCUUGAGCAGCGUGACUGAGUUGUGGCAGAGAGUACCUCGAGGGACUUCACAAGGGACUGGGCAGAGGAGAGGGCAGGGAGGAGCUUUGCUCGGCUGAGCUCGGUACGUAAUCAGUGUAUUUAUUGCUGUGCUAUCAUUGUUCGACUCGAUUACCCAGGGUUUCUCUGUUUUGUGUUGUGGUGUUGUAACUUUUUACUCCUUUACUUGAUUCAAAAUCUGUGUUCCUGUCUGCGCUGGACAGAGCCUGUGGUUGCUUCAAAGUCUUAGCCUAAAUGUUACAGAGUUUAAGCUGGUGAAAGUAAUAAUCAAAGUGGACCACGCCGUACACAGAGGCAGUCGCCGCUGGCCUCCGCAGUGGGCAUCCGAGCAUACCCAGCCUCUGUGAGUCAUGCCCAAAGAAAAAUAAAUCACAAGGUUUUCCCUUUAAAUCAGAAUUGCAAUUCUGGCUAGAUUAGAAGCAGCUAUUUCUUUUUCUUUAAAUACUUUUAAAAGUCUGAAAGCAUUUUCUGCUGCUUCAUGUACUUUCCAAGUGUAAACUUUGAGAAAAGCUGGCUUUCUUAUAUGAAAUGUUCCAGAAAUUCUAAAAGAAAGUCAUUUCUAUAAAUAUGUUAGCUGCACAUUUUUAAUUUGUCCUUUUCUAAAUCAUGUCAGUAAGUCUGUAAAACUUCUAAAUAAUACAAUGAUCUUUGUGAGAAAAAAGUUUUUGAGUUUUCUACAGUAAAUUCAACGGAAUUGGAUUCUUCUGCAGUAAAUUCUAAUUGAAUAAUUAAUAACAAUAGGCCAUGAACACAGAACUAAAGUCUCCCCCAGCUUGCCAGGGUGCUUUACUUAACUUGAUUUUCACCUGUAUAAUUAGAACACUCCCUGCCUUCACCGGCGAUAAACUAUAUGUAUACACGUGUGUGUGUAUGUACCUAUGUAUGUAUGAUGUGUCGCUGGCUGUGGCACAGCCUUGGUACUAAUUAGGCUGUGUUCUAUUAUAUGUCUGGAAAGUUUAUCCUACUGCUGUGAUAAACUUAUGUCAUAACAACAGAAUUAAAAGAAACCAUUCUCCAUUAGUUUCACUGGGUAAUUAUGGAAUACCUUUCUGAGAUGCUUUUAUUUGGUUUUCCCAAUGAAGACAUUCAGAUUUUAAAUUGUGUUCAUAAUUCUCCCAGUGAAAAACAAUGCUGUCUGAAGAUGCCUUUGUUAUGCUUUGACUCAAUGCAUAUUCAUUCCGAGAAAAGGAAUGUAAACAGGUGUGCUGCUCAGUGUGUGUCAAGGAAGAGAGGAAGCCAGAAGCAGCAACAGAGGAGGCCCGAGCCUGGCUGGCAGGCAGGGCGGCCUCCUAGGUAGCCCAGGCAGUUAUCAUGGGGGGAUCUCAUUUAUUCUGUGUGAAAAGUCAAGCAUUUGCUGCAGGGGCAGCAGGUGAUGGUGGAGCAUGGAUGUAUGAAGCCUGUCUUGUGAUUCCAGACGGAAGCAGGAUUCCGUAGAUGGGCAAAUGACACUAAUCCCAAUGCUCCCUGUGAUCCGGGGUGCCAUCUUCUGAAAGUGUUGGUCUCUGCUCCACCGACAGCUUAGGCUGGCUGCUGGAGUCACAGUCUGUGUUGAGGUUAUUCCCUGGAAACCCUGACAGUAUAAUGUACUGUGCCAAGGGGACAUGGGAAGUGUGAUGUUGGUGUUAGUGAGCAGCUGCUGGGAAAACAGGAUUACAUUAGACAGAAUCAAACGUGGAUUUCUUUACAGCAGCACCCGUGUCUCCUGCCUUGCUGGGGCCUGUCUGUUCCUCCGGGCAUUAUUCCUGACCGGGCGGCAUCAAAGAAGCUGAAAACACACGUACGCAAGAACUUAGAGAAGCUGGCACAGAACCCAGGAAAAUUAGCAUUUUUAUCUGGAAUUAGGUAACAGAAUAUUAAAAACCAUGGUCCAGAAGAGAAAGAACAUCUGUAUGGUUUUUAUCCUAUUUUUGCUCAUUUUCAAGCCUUUUUUAUUUUUAUUUUUUAUAUUUUAUCUUUAAAUAUGUGUAUUUUAUUGUUCUUCAAGUUUUUAUUUACCUGAGAAAUAUUUGUUCAGAUUCUUCGUAUCAGGUGAACAGAACAAGUCUGUUUAAAGGUGAUCCUGCAGAUCAUCCCUUUAAAUUCAUUUAUCCUCGUGCAGACCUUCCCCGUGGGCUGUCAUUAAAUUCAUUUAUCCUCGUGCAGACCUUCCCCGUGGGCUGUCAUUAAAUUCCUCGUGCAGACCUUCUCCAUGGGCUGUCACUUUUAUUCUGUAGGCUUUGUUUUAAGAUCCAGGAGCUGGGCAUGGUAGCUCUGCCUGUAAUCCUGUAACAUGGGAGAGUGGGCAGAAAGAUCUGACUUCAAGGCCAACCUGGGCUAUGUGGAAAGACCCUGUUUCUACAUUAUUCUGGUUCUCUCAGUCAGUUUAUAUGUGCUGUAAAGUUGGUGCCCGCCCCUCCUCAGACUCUGCGCUGAGCUGGCGCAGGAGAAUGCUGCCAUGUUGUCACCAACAGCCUCAUGUUUUCCGGGAGAAUCUGAAAGACAGCCUGAUACAUACACUGUCAUAAGCAAGUCUGUUUCUUGUUUAAAUCCUUUCCCUCCUGAGGGCAGUUGAACGUAGCAUGUCUCUUGGGUUCCCAACAGUUCAAAGGUUCCCCUUACGCAAGAAUAGUAAAGUAACUUAAGACCCAGAUCCAUCAGCAGCUGUCUGCGGAUCUCUGUAACUGUCUGAUCAUCCAGUCCACAGAGGAGUGAAGAGGUUUUCAAAAGUGAAGAUGCUCAAACCUUGGUUUUAUAUGUGCAGAACCAUCCACACUGCCUCAGAAUCUUAUAGGGUCCCUGACUCAGGUGCCUCAAGGAGGCAGAAGCACCAGGGUGUGACGUCGUUCUUCCCGCCUCCCUUUGCUUGCUCCUGCCCGGAUGGCCAUCUGUCCAUUUGUCCAUCUGUCUCAGGGCCUCUUUCCCACCCACGGCCUCUUCCCAGCUGUCUAUGCUGUAUCUCAGGAUGUCCUGUCUCUCCUACCAAGGAUCUCCAGCCAACGUGGAACCACUGACUGUGGCUCUGGAGUGACCACCUCUAAUUCCCUGCCUCUCAGGCCUCCAGGGAAAGGUCACAUAGUGACCUGGAACCAGACAUAGACGACUUUGCACAUUCCUGACACAGCUCCGUGUUUUCUGUGUAAAACCCACUGGUGAACCUGAUGUGACAUUCCCCAUCACUUGGGCCUUUUCCCUCUCUUAAAGUCGGUCUAGAAUAUCGGUUCCCUGCUACUUGACGGAGGGCUGCCACUCCCCAGAGGCCUGUGCGCAACCAUUCCCAGUGUUUAUCUGGUAGAGAUGCUAUAGGGAUAAAGCCUGGAGCUCCAAUCAUUCUGAGUAUUUUUAGUACUUUUUUUUUUAAGUAUCAAAUACACAUUUGACUCUGAAGGGGGACAGAAAAUAAAACCUGAACUAAGUGUUGUGUAGUGUCCAGAUUCUGUUUGUCUCUAAAAAACAUAAGGCCCCACUCCCACCAGCCACUUGGAAUCUCUUAAAGCAGUGGUCUCAACCCUCCUAAUGCUGUGACCCUUUAAUGCACUUCCUCAUGCUGUGGUGCCCCCCCACAAAGUUAUUGUGUUGCUCCUUCAUCACAGCAGCCUUGCUUGUGUCGUGAAUUGUAAUGUAAAUGUCUGCUAUGCCGCGCACAGGAGUCAGCACCCACAGGUUGAGAACCACUGUCUCAAGUGUAAACAGUAAAUGUGUAUAAACGAGGACAGUUAGCUCACAAUGUAAACGUGUUCUUUAGAUAUUUUCUUUGUAACGCAAGAGUAAGCCAAGUUUGUGGGUAAUGUAGUAUGGUCAUUAAAUCUGUAAUCUGUAAACCAGGAGAAGCAGCCUUUUGAGUGUAUUUUUACUAAAGACUGUGACUGUUUCAGCUAGGAAGAUCAGCUCCUGGAAUAAAGAACAUAACUCCUAUAGCCUUUGUGGCAGAAUAUGGCAUCUGUCCGCCAUUGUACCAGGGUGUUUGCUCCUGCCUAUAGUGUUUCAAUAGUUUGUGUGUGGGGAGAGCACAUUUUACAGUUUCUUGGAAAAGUGAAUUUAUGUGCUGAAUUAAAUCCUCCGUUAGUCUAAAGAGAAUUACUGGUUUUGGAGACAAGAGCACAGGGCUGUGGUCCCUGUCCCAUCAUCGACUUUACUAUGUGACCUCAAGCAAUGACUGAACUUCUCUGUGCCUCAGUUUCUCCAUAUUACAAGAUGGGGAUAAUGAUAAUCAACCACUGCCUACCUCAUAGGGAUGUUGAGGACAAAUAGGGUGACAUAGAUAAGUGUGGAUGCUUUGCCCUCCUUGAAGGUGCUACAUAAACUGCGCUUGCGUUGUUUCUACUGAUCCAGCUCAUUGUAUUUAGGGUUAGAUAAUAGCAAUACUUCUUGUCGUGUUUCAAUUUGAGGCACAUUUCUUCUCUUCUAUGGCCAGAUCCCGAGUUUCCAUUUAGUGAUGGUACCUAAGGAACUGACACGGGUGUUUGUUUUCUGUCUGAUGGUAAUAUGUCAAUUCUGAAUAGUCAUAAAGGCUGGACUUUAACUUGUGAUGUUUUCUAGUUUACAUGUAAUGAACCUUAUUCAAGUUGUGUAUUAAAAGUAUAAUUAAUUACUUGUAAAUAACAGGUACGUUGUAAUUAAAGGCACUUAUCAACUUGUCUUUGUUCUUUUUAAAUUGUAAUAAA